Vigna angularis (adzuki bean) is the source of this 376-nucleotide messenger RNA. RefSeq names its product 30S ribosomal protein S31, mitochondrial. The transcript has a single exon. The record is from RefSeq and is a predicted model, not a curated record. Lineage: Eukaryota; Viridiplantae; Streptophyta; Magnoliopsida; Fabales; Fabaceae. Gene Ontology annotation, cellular component: ribosome; plastid. Gene Ontology annotation, biological process: plastid translation. Bases 42 to 302 code for a protein of 86 amino acids.
GAUUCGAUUGGAAAAGCAAUAACGGGUGCAGAUGAGUUACCAUGGCUGCGAAUGGUGUGAGCAUGAUGCAGCGGUGCAGCGUGGCUGCGCGGUGGUUCAUGAAGGCGGAGAGUGCGGCAGCGAUGUCGGCGGUGGCGCCUCAAUUGUGUGGGCGCGGGGACAAGAAGACGAAGAAAGGGAAGAGAUUUAAGGGAUCCUACGGUAACGCUCGGCCGAAGAAAGAGAAGAUGAUAGAGCGCAUAAAGGACAAGGUGGAAGUUCCCAGGUCUACUCCUUGGCCUCUUCCUUUCAAGCUCAUCUGAUGUCAAUUUCAUUUUAGGGUUUGCAGCUCAUAUAUGUACUUUCACUACUAUUUUCUAUUCAAUACUUUUCUUUA